Molecule: messenger RNA, 411 nt
Organism: Neolamprologus brichardi
Lineage: Eukaryota; Metazoa; Chordata; Actinopteri; Cichliformes; Cichlidae
Source: RefSeq, a predicted model, not a curated record
GUUAUGGAGGAUGGGCAGAUAUCUGUGCUAAACUUGAGACCUGCUACUAGCACGCUUAAACAAACGGAGGAAGAGCUAGAAAAGAACGAGGACAGUGAAAUGGAUGGGCCUCAUGAAAAACCCAGAGAGCAGUGUCCCAGGUUGUUUCUGGUGCAUGAGGAUGGCUCAGGCACUGAACUGCUGAGCUCUCAAACUGUAAAGGAGCUGCUCUGCCAGGCGUACUUGGACCCUACCAUAGCACUGUUGAAGGAACAAUUGGCAAACACACAAGAUGAGUUUGGCAUCACUAUCCUAAAGCCCAGCCACCAGAGUGUGUGGUCUCAGUGGUUGCUUAACAAACAGAACCCUGAAAUUACACCUCCCAACCUCAGAAACCGCAGCUGGCAUGACUUCCCCGCAGUAGAAGUAUAG